UAACUGUCGGUCCCGGGUAGGAUGAUUUACAAGAGCCUCCAAUACUUGAGCGCCCCAACCUUCACAACAGGUAUAUAGGUGAAUACUGUAAUAUAAGUAAACUCGCCGAUUCUACCAUCAUGUUUGCACGAACAGCCUUUUCAUGUGCAUUUCGGUCGAUCUCGCGACCAUCAUGCGCGUUGCCACCGAAGGCUCCAGCCUUGAGGCUCCCCUCUGCAAUUUACGCCCGCCUAUUGUCUACGGAAACAAGAUCUGCUAUUGACAAAGCGGUUGCCUCUGCCCCCGUUGUCCUCUUCAUGAAAGGCACCCCGGAAACCCCACAGUGCGGCUUUUCUCGGGCAAGCAUACAGAUUCUUGGUUUACAAGGGGUGGAUCCCAAGAAGUUCGUUGCGUUCAACGUGCUGGAAGACUCGGAACUGCGUCAAGGUAUCAAAGAGUACUCGGACUGGCCUACUAUCCCACAACUCUAUUUGGACAAGGAGUUUGUCGGCGGUUGCGAUAUCUUGAUGUCGAUGCAUCAAAAUGGAGAGCUCGCGAAGCUCCUUGAGGAGAAGGAAGUACUGGUAGCAUCGGACUGAAAUCUCCGAUGUGCACCACUUGACCACAAUAACGGGGAUUGUCUUGACCAUCCAUUUGCCUUGUAACUAGUGUAACAAUAACAUCUAUCAACGGAAAUCGAAACCAAAGCCAUAUCAUUUAC
Aspergillus candidus is the source of this 700-nucleotide messenger RNA. Its product is annotated as monothiol glutaredoxin GRX5. The record is from RefSeq and is a predicted model, not a curated record. The transcript has 3 exons. Bases 120 to 578 code for a protein of 152 amino acids. Lineage: Eukaryota; Fungi; Ascomycota; Eurotiomycetes; Eurotiales; Aspergillaceae.